AUGGAGAUCCUCGAUCACUGCGCCAUCAAUGACAUGCGCCAUAUGUCUAUGGUCAGCAUGUUAUUCCGCGCGCUCUGUAUCCCGAAGCUGUUCCAAGCCGUGUCGAUUGGGAACCGUGACACUCACCCCCACAAGGCCAUCAUGAGCUUGAUGGUGUCCAAGGACCUCCUCCCGGCCAUAAGAUCCGUAUCCUUCGGCUCGAUCUAUCAUCGACCCGAGAAAGAUGCGCCUAGCGCCGAAGAUGUCGCAGCCGCAAUGUUCCAGCUCCUCGCCGCCGUGCCGAAGCUGAUUGAGGUCAAGUGGAGCAUUGUCCCAGACAUCGAUCGAGUCAUUCCUGCUCUCGAGAAACUUGUCGCAAAAGAUGCAACUUUCGUACAGCGAGACCUCAUUGACACAUUCGCCGAUUUCCCCAAGCUAAAGCGUCUAGCUCUUCCCUCCCACCAGGUCGUUCAUCCUCAUCCAAGAUUUCAGGAUGACCGGCUUCUUGACGAGAUUGAGUUCCUCAAGGAGAAUCAUCCACUCAAUGAAGACGAGAAACCAAUGGCGAGCUCUUUUUAG
Molecule: messenger RNA, 558 nt
Organism: Phaeoacremonium minimum UCRPA7
Lineage: Eukaryota; Fungi; Ascomycota; Sordariomycetes; Togniniales; Togniniaceae
Exons: 3
Coding region: 1-558 (185 amino acids)
Source: RefSeq, a predicted model, not a curated record